UGUGUUUGGAGGAGGGACUUCAUCAUUUAAAGAAGUUACAAGUUCCUGGUUAGCCAGUGAAGAAAGACAGUCAGUGGUAAACCAUCAGAGUCUCAGCAUGAAAGUCUCUCACACUUUGAUCUGCUUCUUCUUCCUCUUCUCUCUGCAGGAUGGAAACACCGGUCUCGUCAGUGCCCAACUCUCUGUCUAUUCAGUAAUUGAAGGAGAAGAUGUCAGAGUUGAAUGCCCCUUUCCUUCUUAUAGAAUCAGGAAGUUCUUCUGUAAGGAACCAUGUAGACGAAAAGACAUUCUCAUUGAAACAACUGAUGCCCCAGCUCAGAGAGGCAGAUACAGCAUUGAUUAUGAAAAUAGAGAUUAUUUUGUGACCAUCACUCAGCUGACCAAGUCUGACUCCAGACGCUACAGGUGUGGUGUGGGACUAUAUCUGUCAACGGCUUCAUACGAAUAUAUUGAAAUCAUCGUUGUUGAUGCAAUGCUUGUUGGUGCAGAAAAAACAAUCGAUGCUAGAACUGGAGGAAAUAUUGUAGUUGAAUGCUACUUUACUGAAUAUGGAAACAAGAAGUACUUCUGCAAGGAAGAAUGUGAAGGAGAAGACAAUCUUGUUGAAAUAACUGGUUACAUAUUUAGUAAAGACAAAUACAGCAUUGAAUAUGUUGAAGGAACUCCAACAGGAGGAUCUGUGUAUGUGAGCAUCAAACAGCUGACCCAGUCUGACUCAGGAUGGUACAGGUGUGGUCUGGGCAGAACUUACUCUGAUGAUCCAUACCAGAGGUUUAUGCUCAUCGUCACUGAUGCUCUGACCACUUCUACACCUUCAUCAUCCAUCCCAUCAGCCUCUACAGAAACAUCAAACCAAAGUGAAAGCUCCACAUCUUCACCAGCCUCCCCUAAAACCACAGAACAACCUGAAUCAACAACAACUACAGAUGUGAUCCUGUAUGUGUCUCUGACUCUGGUCGUCCUGGUCAUCGUGUCAUCACUGUCUGUGCUGGUAUUCUGCAGGAAGAGGACUUGUAAAGCCAAAAGUGAGGAACCAGAACCUCAUGUGGAAACACAAAAUGCUUCUGCACCAGACGCUGAAGACGACCCGAGUCAACUCGCCUACUCUGAGAUCAAAUUUGUCAAUGUGGGCUCGUCCCAAAGCGGUUUCCACGGUGACGCUGAGUGUGUUAUCUACUCUGUUCCUCGGGUGGAAGCUAGCUCUGAUGAGCCCCCUCUGUACUCUACUGUUAACAACCCCCAAUAACUCUCACAGUCUGGCAGAAGAAGCUGGUGUGAAUUAAGCAGCCGUGUAAAUAAAAGCCUCAGCUAAAUGAUAUUUAAUGUAAAAAGCUCUUUUACAGCUUCAAUGUAUUUAUUAAGUUGAUUUUAUUACAAGUUAUAUGCUAUUAAAGUUAUUUCUAUAAAAUAAACUGUUCUAGUAAAGUUAGCAGAUUAGCAUUAGGUAUUUUUGCUUCAAAUUACAGUUGACUAUUUUGGUUAAAGACUUGAUUUACAGAAAUGUUUAAUUAUAGCGGAAUAUAAAUAAAUGGAUAUGAAACUAUAUUACUUCAACCAGGUGAUGUGGUCAGUACGGGA
Messenger RNA from Trematomus bernacchii (emerald rockcod), 1578 nucleotides. RefSeq lists its product as uncharacterized. The transcript is spliced from 7 exons. Lineage: Eukaryota; Metazoa; Chordata; Actinopteri; Perciformes; Nototheniidae. Bases 98 to 1246 code for a protein of 382 amino acids. The record is from RefSeq and is a predicted model, not a curated record.